Molecule: messenger RNA, 609 nt
Organism: Cladophialophora psammophila CBS 110553
Lineage: Eukaryota; Fungi; Ascomycota; Eurotiomycetes; Chaetothyriales; Herpotrichiellaceae
Exons: 2
Coding region: 84-359 (91 amino acids)
Source: RefSeq, a predicted model, not a curated record
UCUAGGGCCUCAGUGCUGCCGAUCAUGUUUGAAAGAGUGGAAUCCCACCUUCAAAUCGAAGAUGAUCUCAAAAAGCUUGGUGAAUGUUUUCACAAGCAUUUCAACUUUCAAGUCUACGACAUCUUCAAGAUUCCACCAAACGACUCUCACAUCAAAAGGAGACUUACGAACUCAUCGAUAAUCAUGGGAAAAAGGACGAGCUGGCCACCGUCGUCUACGCUGGACACGGCCUCGAUCCGUUGAGAUUUAAAAAGGAAGCCGCUGUUGGCCCAUCAGUUUGGAUAGCCCGUGAGGACUCGGCCUCCAAGAAAGUGGUUGGCUGGUCUACAAUACAACCGUCACCUUAUCGUGCGCCGUGAGAUACUCACCAUCUCGAACUGCCGCUCUGCAGGAAAUGCUGUAUUUGGUGGCAUGAAGGGUACCAAAGAGAUCCUUGCAGCUUCCGACCGCGAGAGUGUUGUAUACGCGCGAGGUCGUGCGUUCCUAAAGGCCAUGGUAGAAGUGCUAACUGGUUUGGGGGAUUCCAAGUCCAAGGUCUUGAUCGACAGUCUGAAAGAACGGCUCGAUGACUACAAUCCGUGUUGUAGUCCACAUAUACCGAGAACUCCC